CCCCCUCCCUUAUAUAUUACUUUUUUAUUGAAACCUCCUCUCCAAUUCAAUUCCUUUUCUCUCCACCCCAAAAAAAAAAAAAUCCUCUCUCCUUGUUCUCCCAUUCCUCCAUUCCUAGGGUUUCUCUCAUCUCCACCUUCGCUCUCUCCAGGUUUCCUAUGCAUAAUCUAGAUGUUGCCGAGCAAUUCCAAAUCUGUAAUCUGGGAGAAGCACUAUAUUUGAUGUAAAAAAAAUUUUAAGACCAUGAUGGUCGAUUUAGGCAUCUCACUUGCAAGAUUUGUGACCAGCUCGGACAGUUAUGGUCCAUUUCUUCUGGGAUGGCUGGUCACCGGUUCAUUUGGUCUUCUAGCUAUCAUCUUUGCAUUUCUUAAAUGGGAGAGAAGGACAUCUCUGGAUUGGGUUAAAGCUGCGGCUAGAGAAAAGAAGAAAGUCUGGAAGAAGCUAAGAGCUCCUCUGUCAACCCAUACAUGGAUAGAAGAUAUUACUAAUGGUGAACAGCCAUCUACAUGCUGUGUUUGCUUGACUUCCUUGGUGUUUCUUCAGAACCUAGGCACUAAAGCUUCAUCGCGCACUUCUGUCCAUCGUUGUGUAGUUUGUGGUGUGGCAGCUCAUUCUUAUUGUUCUGAUUUUGCAGUAAAAGAUUGCAAGUGUGUGGCACAAGCCGGUUCUACCCAUGUUCGACACCACUGGUCAGAAAAAUGGGUUAAUAUGGAUGAUAAUCCUGAGAUUUCUGCCUGCUGCUUCUAUUGCGAUGAGCCAUGUGGUGUUCCUUUCCUUGAUGCUUCUCCAACAUGGCAUUGUCUAUGGUGUCAGAACCUCAUACAUGUCAGAUGUCACAAUAAAAUGGCAAAAGAGUCUGGUGAUGUUUGUGAUCUUGGUACUCUUAGGAGGGUCAUCCUUUCUCCUUUAUGUGUAAAAGAAGUCGGUCACUUAAAUGGAGGUGGAGUGCUGCGUUCAAUAACAGAUGAGUUUAUAACUUCAUCUGUUCGUGGCCAGUUUAGAAGAAAGCGUCAUCGUUCUAAACAUGGUAGUGGUCAUUCAGCUAAUUGUAACCCAUCCAAUGAUGCUCUGGAGUAUCUGUUCAAUGGGCUUACUGGUAUGAAGAAAUCCCGUAGUGAGAAGAGUUUUGACCACUUGAAGGAUGGCAGGGCACUGAGCGUUAAGGGUAACCAUAAUGGCUUUAUGCAGAAAAAGGGUGGAAUCGUCACCUAUGGUCAAUUUAAGAAAUAUAAAGUGGUUAAUUUACCAAAGGAUGCAAGGCCUCUUUUGGUUUUUAUAAAUGCCAGGAGUGGAGGCCAAAAUGGGGCUUCUUUAAGGAGGAGGUUGAACAUGCAAUUGAAUCCUGCACAGGUUUUUGAAUUGAGUUCUUCUCAAGGGCCUGAGGUUGGUUUGGAAUUGUUCAAUGAUGUGCAAUACUUUAGAGUUUUGGUAUGUGGUGGAGAUGGCACUGUUGCAUGGGUCCUUGAUGCGAUUGAGAAGCACAAAUUCGAGUCACCCCCACCUGUUGCUAUUAUUCCCCUUGGCACAGGAAAUGAUUUGUCAAGGGUUCUGCAAUGGGGAAGAGGCUUCUCUAUCGUUGAUGGACAAGGUGGCUUAACCACGCUUUUACAUGACAUUAACCAUGCUGCAGUUACAAUGCUAGAUCGCUGGAAGGUAAACAUCAAAUCAGAAGCUGAUCCAAAUAAAGUGCAGUCCAAGUUUAUGAUGAACUAUUUAGGUAUUGGAUGUGAUGCGAAGGUUGCUUAUGAAUUUCAUGUGAUGAGAGAAAUAAAUCCUGAGAAGUUCAGUAGUCAGUUUGUGAAUAAACUGCGAUAUGCCAAAGAAGGUGCUAGAGAUAUAAUGGACCGAACUUGUGCCGACUUACCAUGGCAAGUUUGGCUUGAAGUUGAUGGGAAAGACAUAGAUAUUCCAAAGGAUUCUGAGGGUCUAAUCGUGCUCAACAUUGGCAGCUACAUGGGUGGGGUGGAUCUUUGGCAAAAUGAUAUUGAUCAUGAUGAUGACUUUAGUCUUCAGUCAAUGCAUGAUAAAAUGCUUGAAGUUGUAUGCAUAUGUGGAUCGUGGCACCUUGGCAAACUACAGGUUGGACUAUCACAAGCUAGGAGACUAGCCCAGGGGAAUAUCAUAAGAAUACAUGCAUCUAGUCCUUUUCCAGUCCAAAUAGAUGGGGAGCCAUAUAUACAACAACCUGGCUGUAUAGAGAUAACACAUCAUGGGCAGGUGUUUAUGUUGAGGAGGGCUUCAGAGGAGCCGAGAGGGCAUGCAGCUGCAAUCAUGACGGAGGUUUUAUUAGACGCCGAGUGUAAAGGCAUCAUUAAUGCAUCUCAGAAGAAAACACUUCUCCAGCAGAUGGCUCUCCAGCUUGCUUGAUCUCACGUUCAAAUUUUGUUCUCCUUUUCAAUUUUCUUCCACUUAUUUUUAGCUGAUCUUCUUGCCCCAUAUAUAUAUAUCGGCUGUUUCAGUUGUCUAUACACAUUGCUUAUUUGUAGAAGCAGUUUUUGUAAACCCCAUAGCGAGUGAGAAAGAGAGUUAGAUGAGAGCUUAUAAAUAGGAAAAUUUGUAGCGAUAUGAUAUUGGGUUCAACUCCCAUUUUUGUGCAAUCAAUUAUUAUCGGAUCACUCCAGUUUGGCUUUGUAAUGGGAAGCUCGACGUACAGCCAAUUCUGCAUUUGUACCUUCACUAGCUAGAGUCAAGCAAUUACGAGGGAAUAACAAGUCCCUAGCUAGAAGCAUCAAGUGGUGGAGAAAAAUUUGCAAGUUAACUAGAGAAACAUUCUGAAGCUGCAAGCCAAUCAUUAAAGAAACAAAAUGAGUAAGGUGAGUUAACGUUGCAAGAAUAUUUAGCAAGCUUAUUGAUCUUUCCAUAUGGUCGGAAAUAAGAAAAAUUCAAACCUGGAGAUUAUCAUAUUGGGGCUGAUUUCACUUUUGCACACGAGUGUACUGCACUAAAACAUUCUACACAAAAUUUGUCCAACACUAAUUUGUAAUGCUUUUGCAAAGCUUGUAUUUCGAAACUGGCCAAAUUCACCUAUCAGGGGACACAAUUGAUAAAUUUUAGGAUUAGAGCUCUGAAGAAACAUUAUUAACAUGGAUAUGUAACUCCAAUAUCAUCCAAGUUCCAUUUCCAAAGUUUGAUCUCUCUGCGGUGUACCUCAACAUAUGCUGUGCUGUACUAGUCGUUCCCGUUACAAUGGAAGUUAAUUCCAAAAGAUACGCUUUAAUGUUUUUCUUCUUCUUUGUUAGAUUUUUCUGCAAUUUCCUUUUGUUUUCUUUGCUAACAAGCUAUCACAAACUGAAGUGUAGCAAACGAAAUUUAAUAUAAUAGACUUCACCAAAUUAUAUGAUGUCUAUAAUACCAUUCAAAAUAAAUAUUGAAACACGUGCAAUGCAUGGUAAUACACGCUAGUAAUAUAUAACUCUGCGCGUAGAUGAUCGAUGUCAAUUAUUUAGUUUAAUUAGUUAAUGUAGUCAAAUUAUUUUUACAAAUUUGGUGUUAGCGAUUGAUGACACACCAAACUUCAACGUGGGAUCCCUCAUUCCCUUUCCACAUAUAGAUGAAACAUGUACAUACGCGACUUAGUCGUUGUAUAUUUUCUAUGCCUGGUCAAAGCAGCCAUGGAUAGUUACACAUGAAAGUGGACAGAAGCAUCGAUCUUAUAAGAUAUUAUGGUCCUCAAUUUCUAGAUUGUCUGCCCCGCAAGUUAAUCAACAAGCAGGUAUCUCUCUCCACCUCUAUAAAUUAGUGGGAAGCCCGGCCUAAUCAUCAAUCAAAUCCAUAUCUACCUCUCCGCUUUCAUCAGUAUUUUUCUCUUCUGCUAUAUCUUCGGCCUAUUCAUUUCAAUAGCACCUGCUCGAUCAAUCAGCGAAAAUAUUAAGAAACCACGCAGUACACAGUACCAAUUGAUGGCCAUUUUUUCAGCUCUUCUCGAGUGCUUCAUCCCUUCAUCAUCGUCACAGGUUUCCGAUGAUGCAGGAAAUGCUAGUAUUGCCAAAGCUCCUGAUUCCUCAAAGCAUUCCAGCAAAAGUAAAUCUUCGUCGAAAGCUCCCCUAGUAGUUUCUCACUUUCCCCAAAACUCAUACAUCUCUCGCCUGUGAUUGAUGCUAGUGAAAGAACUGAAUACCUGAAGAGUGUGUUUCUCUGAGUUGUCUGAGACUGUCGAUCGUUUUGUAUCGCCAUUUAUGUAUGGAAUAGUUUACUUCACAAGGCCAGCAGCUCGAGGCAGCUCUCUCAAUCACGAGCUGCUGGCCUUGUUCUGUCGCCUGUUGUAACUAUGUAAUUACAGAGUUUAUGGAUGGAACUGAAGCCUGAAGCUAGCCAUGAAGCCGGAAGACAAGAAUCACAGAUUGAGGAUUAUAGUUUAAUUUCAUUUAAUUGUUCUGUUUUCAAGUACUGUGUUUAUUAUAAAAUUUGGGUCUCAGAUUCUUUAAUGUAGCGAUAUUGUUGUUUCAUGAUC
Molecule: messenger RNA, 4450 nt
Organism: Rosa rugosa (rugosa rose)
Lineage: Eukaryota; Viridiplantae; Streptophyta; Magnoliopsida; Rosales; Rosaceae
Product: diacylglycerol kinase 2
Exons: 8
Coding region: 244-2367 (707 amino acids)
Molecular function (GO): ATP-dependent diacylglycerol kinase activity
Source: RefSeq, a predicted model, not a curated record